AGGGUCAAUAAAGUAUGAAACUGAAUAAUUUAGCCGGUUUUCUUAUUCGAAAAAAAUAUAUAUGUGAAUUUUUGAAAAUAUUCACCAAAAUAUUUGGAUUUUACUCUAAUACCCUUAUAAAUAAUAAUAGGAAUUAGAAAAAAAAAAAAUACCCGAUGGACCAUUUAUGAACUUUACACAGAUAUAUAUUGAGAUCAAAAAGGACCAGCAGAGGGCAGUAAUUCACAUCCCUCGAUCGUUACCUCUCCUGCAGUCCUGCUAAUCCCAAAGCAACAUUCUCAAGUCUCGCCCAUAACAGUCAACACAACCAACACUCUUGCCACCAUGGUUAAAGCAAUUAGAGUUCAUCAGAACGGUGGCCCUGAGGUGUUGACAUGGGAAGACGUUGAAGUCCCCAAUCCAAAAGAGGGAGAAAUCAGGUUGAAGCAAAAGGCAAUUGGUCUAAAUUUCUUGGAUGUGUAUAUGCGUCAAGGUCUGCACAAUACGUCUCCACCCUUGCCAUAUACUCCUGGUAUGGAAGGAGCCGGAGUUGUAACAGCGGUGGGUCCCGGAGUAACCAGCUGCAAAGUUGGAGACGUCGUGGCUUACGCUAGCCCGGAGGUGGGCUCUUACGCCCAAGAGAGAAUACUUCCCGCAGAUCUAGCGGUGCCUGUUCCUUCUUCCGUUGAUCCCGUUGAAGCAGCUGCCAUCAUUUUUAAGGGACUCACUGCGCAUUUAUUGAUCCAUAAAGGCUUUAAAGUUGAACCUGGGCAUACAAUCCUGGUACACGCAGCGGCAGGUGGAGUCGGAUAUUUGCUCUGCCAAUGGGCAAGUGCGAUCGGAGCCACCGUGAUCGGAACAGUGUCGACCAAGGAGAAGGCUGUGCAGGCGAAAGAAGAUGGAUGUGAGCAUGUGAUUCUUUACAAAGAUGAGGACUUUGUGGAACGUGUGAUGGAGAUAACAUCGGGCAAGGGGGUGGAAGUAGUUUACGAUGGAGUCGGGAAAGACACCUUCAAUGGAUCGUUAGCAUGCUUAAAGAAGCGUGGAUACAUGGUGCUUUUCGGGGUGGCAUCAGGUGCACCAGAGCCUGUACCUGUUGUUAAACUUAUACCCAAAUCACUCUACUUGACGUUUGCAUCGAUCACAGAAUACACAAUUGAUAACCGAGAGGAGCUGCUUGUAGCUGCUCAAGACUUGUUUUCCAAUCUUGCAAAUGGAGUGUUGAAGGUUCGUGUCAAUCAUAAGUAUCCUCUGUCUCAAGCAACCCAAGCUCAUGCUGCUAUUGAGAACCGGGAAACAACUGGUUCGAUUGUGUUGAUUCCCGAUGAAGAGUGAUUUUUGUUUUUUAGAUCAAAGAAUUUGCAUGUGUUAAAAAUACACUUCGAUCGACUGAAAAUAAUUUUGAUAGAGUACUCUGUACAACGCCAAAUGAUCAUAAAUAGACGUAUUUAACAAUUACUUUUGAUAUAAUAAAUGUUUCUUUCCUUAUUAA
This is a messenger RNA of Lactuca sativa (garden lettuce), 1471 nucleotides long. RefSeq lists its product as uncharacterized. Gene Ontology annotation, cellular component: cytosol. NCBI's taxonomy places the organism in Eukaryota, Viridiplantae, Streptophyta, Magnoliopsida, Asterales, Asteraceae. Gene Ontology annotation, molecular function: quinone reductase (NADPH) activity; zinc ion binding; NADPH binding. The record is from RefSeq and is a predicted model, not a curated record.